AUAUAUUUGUACCGACCAACUUAUAUGUUGUGUCCACAGUCCACUACAUGAUUGACAAAUUCCUCAUAAAACCAAUUGCAAUUUCUCAAUUACCAUUAAAUUAACUUAAUUCCAAUUCUUUUUUGGGUUUUCAAGAAAAUCUGCUCAGUAAUUUUUAUGCCAAAUUGAAGGUAUACUGGGAAUUUUUUUAUCAAGUCGAUGAAAAAAGAGGUUUCUUUUUUUGUUUCUGCUUGUUUUAUGUGUUUUCAAGAUUUUAGUUGUAAUUUAAGUGAGAAUUACAGUUGAUCUGUUGAGUUUGAAUAAUUAAUAAUUUGAUUGGUGUUGGGCUUGUGCUUUUUGGAUUUAUAAUUAAUGGUUAAUUCUGUUUAAUCCCAGGAAAGAUAAGGAAAUUGAUAAUUAUUGAUUAGUUUGUGCUCAGUAAAUUGAGGAAAGAUAGAAAAAUGAAUAAUUUUUGCUUCAUUGUUCAUAUGUGUUCAUAAAAUUGAAGAAAGAUAGAGAAAUGAAUAAUUUUUGCUUCAUUGUGUUACAUAUGUGAUCAGUAAAUUGAAGAAAGACAGGGAAAUUGAUAAUUGUUGCUUCAUUGUGUUUGAUCUCUCUUGCAUAGUCUUGUUAGAGAUUUAUAUGCCAGUGGAAAAUGUAGAGAAUAUAUAUAUAUAUAUGACGGUGGUCUUCAGGUAUGAGCGCCUCAACUAUUCUACCGGGUAGCUGGUAGUUGGUACCUCCGACCAGCAUAAGUACUGGGUAACUCUGCCCGCCAAGGUGUAGGCAUACCGCAUAUGUGAAGAAAUCAGCUAGAACAUGUAGAGAACCUAAUUUUUAGAUAUUGGAUUUGGAGGAGGUUAAAUGGAGCGACAUGGAUAAUGAGGAUUCAUAUGGUCGAGUCUAAUUAGUUCGGUAUUGAGGUGCCCUACGUUGUAUAACAAGGCUAUUGCCCAAUUUAGCUAGUCUUAUGUAUUGUAGGAAAUUGGUCCUUGAGCAACCUAAGUUCCGGCCAGUGAUCCAUCCUUUCCAACACUUGAUCUUUUAAAUAAUUGGAAAUCCCUCCAAUAAUUACAAAUAUGCUUCCAGAUCACUAAAGCCUACAGGAACCUGAGAGGAAUUGUGAGUAAUGUGCCUUGGAGGAACUUAACAUGUCAUAAUGUGGCUGCACCCAAACAUGUGUUUAUACUCUGGGUGGCAUUGCAUGGAAAACUUAGAACAAAGGAUAGACUACUCCAAUGGGGUUUGACUGUGGAUGAAAAUUGUGUUUUCUGCCAGGUGGUGCCAGACACUGCUGAACUUAUUCUUUGAAUGCAAUGUUACAAGAGGAGUCUGGCAAAGGUUUCUGGGAUGGAUGAAAUGGCAUAGAACUGUGACUGCAUGGAAGAAGGAAUGGGAAUGGGUUGCAAAACAGUCCAAGGGUAAAAUUGCAGAGAAAUGCUUACUGAAGGCUGGCCUUGCAGCUGUGGUAUAUGCCCUUUGGAUAGAAAGAAAUGCAAGGGUGUUUCAACAUAAGGUUAGGGGCCUAGAGGAGCUGCUGCAUGGUUUGAAAACUAGCCUAUGUAUUAGAGUCAGGGAAAAUAGAAGGUUGUUUGACUAUAUUUGUAGUUUGUAGUAGCUGUUAGGACUACUGUAACUUGUAAGGAGAUAGAGGGAUUGUUGGUUGCCAGUUUUUCUUGAGAGGGGUUAAAUAUGGUAGGAUUCCCCUGGUUUUGUAAUGUUCCACUGGUGAUUAAUAAAAAGUUUGUUAAUUGCCAAAAAAAAUAUGCUUCCAGAGAGUGACUUUUUUUUUAUUUUUUAUACAAACCCUAAUCAGAUUUGAAGGAUCGCACACUAUCCUAAUAGAUGAGGUAAAUGCAAAAGCUAAGCUUGGAUACUUAGUCAUACAAAUAUGAAAUCCAAGGUCUCCAAGAAAUACAAAAGUAAUUGUACUUCUAUAUAUAGACAAAGCAGUCCACCCUCAGGGGGGAUCCCUAAUUAUCUCCUUCUUCUUCUUUUUAAUAGUUCUAAAGUUAGCUAUGCUCCAUAUGUCCAUGGUCAUGAGCCCUUUAACCUCUGAAGGAAGAUCAGCAAAAACUUCAUAUAGCUUGUUGCGAGGGUCUGCGAAACUCAGAGAAGCCAGCUUAUCAACUACUUUAUUUGCCUCUAUAUAGCAGUAUUGUAAAAUGAAGUCUGUAGUCACCAUACAUUCUUUAAAGACAUCCACUUCUUUUUGUAUUCUCCAAGGUGUAAGGUUGAGACAAUUCACACAGUUAACCAGCAAUUUAGAAUCACUUUCUGCUAGGAUAAAGUCAUGACCAUUAUUGAUUCACCAGUUAACACCAAAAAGAAGUGCAACUGCUUCUGCCCAGUUGCUGGUGCCAGAUCCCAGGCUCAAGGAAUAAGCAAAAAUUAGAAGGCGUUCAUAGUUUCUAAUCACCCCUCCUCCUCCACAUUCACCAUCCUUGCGACUGCCAUCAGAAUUGAUUUUCACAAAGCUGAUGGAGGGUUUGAGCCAUCUCACCAUAAUGAACUUCUUGGCAUUGAUAUUACUCCUCAUCAGUAAAGCAAUAGCAUCCCAAUUAGUCUUCAAAUUAACUUUCACAAACCGGUUGCUCACUAUCUAGCCAAAGUGGUAUAUAUAUGGUUAAUAGACUUCCUGAUGUUGUGAGUCUAUUUUCCAUAUUUGGCUCCACACCUGGCUAAUCUGCAUGCUAUAUAUAUGCUCUGGUACCGCACCCAAGGGUGUGGCCUAGUGGUCAAUGAACUGGGUUGAGCACCAUGAGGUCUUAGGUUCAAUUCCCAGCAGAGACAAAACACUAGGUGAUUUCUUCCCAUCUGUUCUAGCCUUGGUGGACAAAGUUACCUAGUACCUCUUGCUGGUGGGAGGUGACAGGUAUCCCUGGAUUUAGUCGAGGUGUGCGCAAGCUGGCCGGGACACCACGGUUAUCAAAAAAAAAAAAAAGUAUAUAUAUAUAUAUAUAUAUAUAUAUAUAUAUAUGCUCUAGUACAUGAUUAAGAAUAUGAACAUCCCAACCACCCCAAAGCCACUGCCCAUUGCUGAAAAUCAGACAAUUUCAAAUUCCUUGGUCGUCUAUCUUCACGAAGAAACUGCCACAAGGCCCCAAGGCCUGUCCAGUUAUCAAACCACAUGGACACAUUUCCUUUACCAAUCUUUCAAAGAAUCUAUUGAUCCAUAGUAGUUUUGAUUUUGCACAUGUCAUUCCAAGAAUGAGAGUGCUCUGAAUACCACCUUUUUUUGACUGGAUGAAUCCUUUGACUAUAAUUUUGCUAGAAGGAAUUCACUCCAUAAGGAAUUGCUAGAUCUUAAAAUCCACCACUGUUUCACUGUAAAUGCUUUACAAGUUUCCUGCAGCCUUCUGAAAACUGCUCCUCCUUCAUCAUAUGGAUAGCACAAAUUUCAGUCAGACUUGUUGCCUUUUGGGUUGAACUCACAUUAACUUAAAGAAUCUCUUAUAAGGUAUAUAGUAAAUAGUGCUGAGUUUGACUGACAAUUGAUGAGCCAUGCCUUUUGAUCUCUAGGUGCCAUUCUCAUAAGUUCAAAUAUAUCAAGAAGGAUCUUUUAAUGGAGCAAUGUUCUGGAGAAAAUGCUGAUAUUACUGAAUCAGAGAUUGAUGACUAUAAAGAAAGAUCUUAUGUAGAGCUGAAGUAUGGAAAUCAAUCUUUCAAGAUAUCAGAUGUGGCUUACACUUGUCCCUAUUGUCCGGAGAAAAGCACGCGUCACCUUUUCUACGAAGAUCUCUUUCAGCAUGCAAGUGGAAUAGGAAAGUCUAAGAUACGAACUCCAAGAGAUAGGGCCCUGCAUCUUGGAUUGGCCAAGUACUUGGAAAAUGACGUAGCAGGUGCUGCUGGUCCAUCGAAAUCUAAUAAAGAGUUGAAGAGUGGAACUCACUCUUCUAGGAAAUCAGAUGUAGCUUUUGCUUGCCCCUAUUGUCCGGAGACAACAAAAAGGGAUUUUUCUUAUAAGGAUCUCUUGCAGCAUGCAAAUGGAAUAGGAAACUGUAACUCUAUGAAGCGAACUGCAAGAGAUAAGGCGAACCAUCUCGCAUUAUUUAAGCGCUUGGAAAAUGGUGCAGCAGGUUCUAUCAGUUCAGCAAAAUCUUAUGAAGAAUCAGCAAUCAAAAAAAAAUCUUAUGAAGAGUCGAUGAGUGGAAAUCAACCUCUUAAGAUAACAAAUAUGACUUUUGCUUGCCCCUAUUGUCCGGAGACAAGAGAAAGAAAAUUUUCUUAUAAGGAUCUCUUGCAGCAUGCAAAUGGAAUAGGAAGCUCUAACUCUUUGAAGCGAAGUGCAAGACAUAAGGCGAACCAUCUUGCAUUAGCCAAGCGCAUGGAAAAUGAUGUAGCAGGUUCUGCCAGUUCAUCAUAUAAAGAGUGGAGGAGUGGAAAUCACUCUCUUAAUAUAUCAAAUAUGGCUUUUGCUUGCCCCUAUUGUCCAGAGACAAGAAACAGAGAUUUUUCGUACAAAGAUCUCUUUCAGCAUGUGUAUAGUGUAGCAACCUGUAGCUCUUUAACACGAACUGCAAGUGAUAAGGCCAACCAUCUUGCAUUGGCUAAGUCCUUGGAAAAUGAUGAAGCCGGUGCAGCUGGUCCAUCAAAAUCUUAUGAAGAGUUCAAGAGUGGAAAUCACUCCUUGAAGAUAUCAGAUAUGGCUUUUGCUUGUGCCUAUCCAGAGAUGAGAAACAGAGAUUCUUUGUAUGAGGAUCUAUUGCAGCAUACAAGUGGAGUAGGAAGCGGUAACUCUAAGAAGCAAACUGCGAAAGAUAAGGCCAACCAUCUUGCCUAUGCCAAGUACUUGGAAAAUGAUGUAGCAGGUUCUUCUGGUGCAUCAAAAUCUUACGAAGAGUCAACAACAACAACAACAUACCCCUGGUCCCACAAGUGGAGUCUGGGGAUGGUGGGGUGUAUGAAGACCUUACCCCUACCUUUGUCGGGUAGAGAGGAUGUCUCCUGUAGACCCUCGGCUCAAGAAAAUCAUUUUUUCAGAACAAAAUCUUUUGAAGAGUCAACAAGUGGAGAACUCUCUUUUAACAUAUCGGAGAGGACUUUUGCUUGUGCCUAUUGUGCAGAGACAAGAAACAGAGAUUUUUCGUACAAAGAUCUUUUGCAGCAUGCAUUUGGAGUAGGAAACUGUGACUCUAAGAAACGAACUGCAAGAGAUAAGGCCAACCAUCUUGCCUUGUUCAAGCACUUGCAAAAUUUUGCUAAGUACUUGGAAGAUGAUGUAUCCAAUGCUGCCAGUACAUCAAUGCCUUAUGAAAGAUUGAAGAGUGGUAAUAAUAAUCACUCUUUGAACAAUUCAGAUGUGGCUUUUGCUUGCCCCUAUUGUCCAGAGACUAGAAACAAAGAUUUUUCAUAUAAGGAUCUCUUGCAGCAUGCUGGUGGAGUAGGAAGCUGUAACUCUAAGAAGCGAACUGCAAGAGAUAAAGCCAAUCAUCUUGCAUUGGCUAAGUACUUGUCAAGUGAUGUAGCCGGUGGUCCUAGUUCAUCUAUAUCUUAUGAAGGUUUGAAGAGCAGAAAUAACUCUUUCAACAUACCAUAUUGGGCUUAUACUUUUGCCUAUUGUCCAAAGAAAAGAAAGCGAGAUUUCAGUGAAAUAGGAAGCUGUAGCUCCAACAAGCGAACUGCAGAAGAUAAGGCUAACCAUCUUGCAUUUGCCAAGUAUUUCGAAAAUGAUGUCGCAGAUGCUGCCAGUCCAUCAAAACCUGAUACUCUGUGUGAUCCUCAGGUUGAUUUUCUUACAGAUCAUGACCUUUCAGAGAUGUUUGUGUGGCCGUGGAUUGGGGUGGUUGUGAACCUUCCCACUGAAUUUAAGGAUGGACGCUAUGUAGGAGAAAGUGGUUCUAAUCUGAAGGAUCAGUUGAUAAGGAGAGGUUUCAAUCCAACACGAGUGCGCACUCUUUGGAAUGACCUAGGCCAUUCUGGAAUUGCUCUUGUUGAAUUCAAGAAAGAUUGGCUUGGGUUCAGUAAUGCCAUAUCAUUUGAGAAGGCCUAUGAGGCCGAUGAUCAUGGCAAGAAGGAUUGGGAAGCCAAUAAUGGGGAAAAAUCUCAUCUUUAUGCUUGGUUAGCUCGAGCUGAUGAUUAUCAGGCCACUAAUAUUGUUGGUGAAAAGCUCCGCAAAGUUGGAGACCUUAGAACUAUUUCUAAUAUCAUUGAAGAAGAAUCUCGAAAGAAUCGUAUACUUGUUUCUAGUUUGACCAAUUCCAUUGAAGUCAAGAAGUUGCACAUAAAUAUGAUAGAGGACAAAUUACGGGAGACUACCCAAUCUGUUGAACAGUUGAUUGUAGUGAAUGCUAAACUUCGACAAGAAAAUAAUGAAGAAAUAAAAAAGAUCCAGUCAAGUGCACGUGAUCAUUUCCAGCAGACAUUUAUUAAUCAUGAGAAGUUGAAGUUGCAAUUGGAAACUCAAAAAAAGGAGCUUGAACACCAACAUGAAGAAUUGCAGAAACGUCAGGCCCAAAAUGAAAGUGAUAGGAAAAAACUGUCCGAAGAUCAUGAACAGAAUGCUAUCCUAAAAACAUCCCUUAGUGCUGCGGUUGAAGAGCAAAAGAGCGUUGAUGAAAAAGUACUGAAAUUGGCAGAAGAACUGAAGAAACAAAAGGAGGAACUCCAUAAGAGAAUUAUUAAGCUUGAGAAACAACUCGAUGCAAAAGAAGCAGGAGAAACAGAAGUUGAGCGACUGCGAAUGGUUAUAAAGCACAUUGAAGAAGAGGGUGAUCAGGAAGUUCUGGAAAAUGUUGACACACUGCUUAAAAAUUUAAGAGAAAAGGAAGAAAAAUAUGAAGAUUUAUUGGCGUUGAACCAAACCUUGAUUGUGAAGGAGAGAAAAGGCAAUGAUGAGCUGCAGGAAGCACUUAAAGAAUUGGUUAAUGGCUUGAAGGAAUUACCUAGAAAUGGUCCUAUUGGUGUUAAGAGGAUGGGAGAGCUCGACAUCAGACCAUUCCUUGAAGCAAUGAAGAGGAGAUAUAAUGAGGGAGAAGCUGAGCAGAUAGCUUCUGAGUUGUGCUCGUUGUGGGAGGAGUACCUUAGAGACCCUGAGUGGCAUCCCAUUAAAGUCAUUGCCAUAAAUGGGAAACAUCAGGCUGUAAUAGACGAUGAAGAUGAAAAACUGAAAGACUUGAAGAGAACUUACGGUGAGGAAGUGUAUAAAGCUGUUACAACCGCUUUGACUGAGAUUAAUGUAUAUAACCCAAGUGGAGGAUAUAUCAUUUCGGAGCUGUGGAAUUAUAAAGCUGGUGAGAAAGCGACUCUGGAGGAGGGAGUUACUGUGUUACUAAACCUCUGGAAAAAGAAAAUGACACUCGACUGAACGUUCUUUAGGUACCACCUUUCUCUUGCCACGAUAUCUUCAUCGGUAACAACUUCACAAUAUUUGAAGGGUAUGAGUUCUAACACCAAAAAAGAGCGCACAGAAGAAUCGAGGAUAACAAAAAGAAAAUGACUAUAAUGGAAUACCUGAUUUAGAGAUAUUAAAAUAUCAUUUUAACAGGCAUUUGUCUCCCAACUGAAACUCUGCUUUUCUCUGGAUUUUUUCUAUAUAUAUGUAUAUAUAUGCUCUUCUAUGUUAAUAGUUUCCAAGAUACUCGAAUGCUUCGCUUAAGACUAUGUCACAUCACAUUCCAUUCUAGCAGAGGCGGAUUUGAACUUUAUGGGGUUGUGAAUUGUAGGACCGUGACCUCAAGUACUAAUAACUGAGUUCUAAAUUUAAGUUUUGUACAUAUUUAGUGGAUUUUUUAAUACAUAAGGAAUGAAAUCCUUCACCGUGUUUUGGUUCUCCAUGUUUAAGAGAAGUGUUUUCUCAGAUAAAUGCAUAACACUCUCUCGAAUAGGAUGGUUUUCUGAUCAGUUCAGUCUUGUUUUUUCUUUUUGUAAAGGUUAGAGGAGCUUCAUGCUUGCAUUUUUCAUGUAAAAUUGCAUGUCAUUGAUAUAGCCAGGUACAGACGAUAAAAGCGGAGAGUUGAAAAAUAGGCCUAAGCUGGGAGGAGGAUGAGUUCGAGCCGUUUAAAGCAG
Molecule: messenger RNA, 7986 nt
Organism: Lycium barbarum (goji berry)
Lineage: Eukaryota; Viridiplantae; Streptophyta; Magnoliopsida; Solanales; Solanaceae
Product: factor of DNA methylation 4-like
Exons: 6
Coding region: 3545-7285 (1246 amino acids)
Biological process (GO): gene silencing by siRNA-directed DNA methylation
Source: RefSeq, a predicted model, not a curated record